AUGCAGGGUCUCGAUUUGGUCGGCAACAUUGUCAUUGUGCUCCGGAUUCAUUUCAUCCAUCUCAUUGCUCGGAUUCCCAGCAGAGGUACGGAAAGCGGCGAAAUCAAAAGAGAAGCCGUCUUUGAUUGAAUUGGAAUAGAUAAUGGCACUUCUCCUUGCGCAUCUGUUGAAUAUUCUAGUCAACUAGGGUCCUUUUAAUUGAUGAAUCACAUGCCCUCCUAUAAACAAAGGGACUGAGGAAGACAAAUGGUAAUUGCAGAUUUAUUACCAAGGUGGAAUGAUGCUCUGGUUCGCGCCAAUGUACGUCAUCUCAUUUCCGCUUGUCGCCUACGUAUUUCUUCCCGUCUUGUACAACUUGAAGUUGACUACGAUCUAUGAGGUUGGUAUUGUGCAAAAAACUGUUUUCACUACUCUAUUUCGCGUUUCAGUACUUUGAGCGUCGGUUCAAUUACAAAUGCAGAUUUGUGACGACGUCUCUGUUUUGUGUACAGGUAACAUACAUACUGUAAACUGACCGCUCCAUAAAUAGCUCAUCUUAAAACCCAUACUAGGCAAUUUCGUCAUUUCUGCUUCUUAAAUUUUCAGAUGCUCCUCUACAACUCGGUUGCUCUUUAUGCCCCAUCCCUUGCGAUAGCUGCCAUCACGAAAAUCCCAAUUGCUAUUUCCAUCUUUAUCACAGCAAUUUUAUCAGCCGUCUACAUUAGCAUUGUGAGUGGCAAACAAGCUUAGAGCUUGGGGGAUUAAGUGACCUUAACAAAACGGAUUAGAUAGUACUUUUGCAGGGUGGAGCGAAAGCCGGAAUAUACACAUCCGCCGUUCAAAUGGCACUGAUAUUUUUGACGAUGGCUUUCAUCAUUUCGAUUGCACUGCAAGAGACAAGCAUCGAGAAUGUGUACACGAGCGUUUUGCGCGGCAGGCGGCUUAUUCUGAACGAGUAGGUCCCUCUCAUCAUAAUGCAGGGGUGAGCAGCCGUUGCGGGGGUUUCAAAGUAACUCUCGAUCUCGCAAAUGCAAAUGCAAAUCCUGGCAUGCUAAGAAUGUAAUCGGCUAAAACGCGCGACCUAUUGACGCAACUCUGUUUCUCUUCUCUUCUCUCCCCGAGCAAUGAUCUGCUUCUGAGAGUAUUUGCAAAAAGCACGAAUAUGUCAGAAGCCAUCCGUGAAUGAAUGGAUUUGCAGUUUCCGUGUUGACCCAACUAUUCGUCAUUCGGCAUGGUCGUUAGUGAUUGGUGGAACGGGAAAUAUCCUGUCGUUGUUCGCUGCCAACCAGCUCAGCAUUCAGAGAUAUAUGGCCAUGGAUUCGUUAAAGUCGGCUCAAAAGUACGAAGAUCAACCAAUCGCAAUAAAGAAAAUGGAAGGAACAUUUCAGAGUGGUAUUGCUGAACAUUGUGUGCAACUCUGUCAUCCUUUUUGCAUACGUCUCAAUUGGCUUCUUAAUUUACUCUCAUUAUCACGAAUGCCACCCAAAAAUCGGCAAUGCGAACGAGUUGCUGCCGCAAUUCGUGACUGACGUCAUUUCACAAUAUCCCGGCUCAGUUGGGCUCUUUGCGGCGGCCGUUUAUAGUGCUGGAAUCAGGUAGGCAGAUAAGAAGGGAAUCACGGAGCUUAUAGAUGAUUUUAGUACUCUCUCCGCAUCCUUUACGGCUGUCUCUUCAAUUGUGAUAAACGACGUCUGGAAAGUGUACAGAGUGCAUAGAAAAAUGGCGCCACUGAAGAAAAAGCAAGUGGAAAAUGCGAUGAGGGUUCUUCGUAAGAGUCUAGAAUCGGAGAAUACUGCAUCGUGAAUUCUACUAUUUUCAGCUAUCAUCCUGUCGUUUUUAUCCAUUUUUGUGGCCCUUUUAUGCAGUAUGCUUCAAAGUAUCAUUUUACAGGUUUAUCUUUUGUUUUGCCACCAAUCUCACGCCCACCUUCGUUCGUAAUUUCCAGGUCUCAUUUAUAGUAUUCGGUGCCGGGGGUGGACCAGUUCUCGGAUCUUUCGUCGUCGGAUUAUUCGUUCCUUAUGUCAAAGGAAAAUCAGCUUUUAUUGGAUUAAUUUCUUCCAUAAUCGCUUGUUUUGCUAUUUCUAUUGGAAGCGUUCUUGUGAAGGUGUGUAAUUUUAACGUUGUCAGAUAAUAGCAAAAGUUUUGCAGGUGAAGCCGGUGCCUCUCCAGCUGGGGCAAUGCUUCAAUGAAACAGUGACAUAUUAUGAUGAAUCGCUGAUCGGACAGGUCACCUCGACACCAUUGUAAUCGGAUUGAUUGCAAAUCUGAUUACCCAAACUAUUGUUUCCAGGGCUUAUGGGUUAGACCGCAUUUUUGCCGUUUCUUAUCAAUAUUAUAGCAUCAUCGCAGUUAUCACAAACGUCGCGGUCUCACUUGUCUUGCAAAAACUGUUCGGUGAGUGAUGGAGGUUGCAGCGCAUCAGAAAGCAGUCAGAAAAGACUCAUGACUCUCGUGCUAUUAUUGGUUACAUUCGUUUCCUCGAGGUUAUAAGUGUUACGUAGGAGGUCUAUCAAUUUGAGUGUUUUCCGAGUAAAAGUACACUCACAACACGUUCUGACCUCGUAAAAUGCCCAAAAACAAGAAAUGUCAUCAAUGCGAGUAUGCACUUUUAAGCAAGAUUCUUUGACAAAACAGAUCAUUUGUAACUACAAGUAAGCAAGCCUUUACUCAAUCCUGUAUCUGAGCAAAUUGCACCUGCCAGAACGCGCUUGUUUGUGUACGUGAACAGCGCCCAAAACCACACCCAAAAGCAACGGGGGCGGGGCCGGCGGGAAGACGAAUCCGUGACUUGAUAUGUUCAUUUCCAGAAGUGUGCUCGUUGACAAGCAAUCAGAUGGAGGUCUCGCUCGAAUUAGUCUCUCCGUUGCUUGCCCACUCUUACCCUUCCUCGCAAACCGACCCGGAACUGAAAGCGGCCUGCACGCAACAGGACUCACUCCCGUGA
Messenger RNA from Caenorhabditis sp. 36 PRJEB53466, 2923 nucleotides. Lineage: Eukaryota; Metazoa; Nematoda; Chromadorea; Rhabditida; Rhabditidae. The record is from the annotation of a GenBank genome assembly.